Tarenaya hassleriana is the source of this 1778-nucleotide messenger RNA. RefSeq names its product AT-rich interactive domain-containing protein 5-like. Gene Ontology annotation, biological process: regulation of transcription by RNA polymerase II. The record is from RefSeq and is a predicted model, not a curated record. Gene Ontology annotation, molecular function: DNA binding. Gene Ontology annotation, cellular component: nucleus. Lineage: Eukaryota; Viridiplantae; Streptophyta; Magnoliopsida; Brassicales; Cleomaceae. The transcript is spliced from 14 exons. The coding region runs from base 188 to 1486 and encodes 432 amino acids.
CCUCACCGUUGCGAACCCCAUCCAUCUCUUCGCUCGCCAUUGAAGAAGAAUCCCCCCCCCUCUCUCUCUAUCUCUCUCUCUUUCUCUAUCUCUCUCUCCCACAUUCUUCAAUCUCUCCGGCUGCAAACCCUAGCUCAUCACCGGAGUUCCGGCGUCGUCGUCUCUGCGGAACAGAAGGGAAUUUUUUAUGGCGGACACAGAAAUGCAAGAGCAAGAUGUUGCUUCAGGUGUGGAUGCUGGUCCUAUUGAGACAAAAGAUCCAAAACAGGAACCUGCGGGACCAGAAAAAGAUCAAAACCCUAGUGAAAACCCUCACUCCCCUGUUCCCGAAGACAAUACUCUUACUUUGGGGAGUGAUGUUCAUUUUGCUGACGCCAUAGUUGAUAAUGAAACUGGUGCCGAUGAAAAGGUUGGUGGUCAAGCCAGUGUUGAUGGUAAGAAUGCUGAUCUAUCAGAAAAGAAAAGUAUUGGUGAUGAUCAUGAGCCUGAGGAGGCAAAGCCUGAGGAACUAACGCCUCCUGAGGUAGAACAUUCGACCCCUGAUGCUGGUGGUGAAAGUACGAAGAAAUGGAAGACUUGGUUGUUGACCGGAUCUGAGGUCAGGGAGGCCGAUGAAGCAGGGACACCAGAGGAACAAGAGGCAUUUAUAAAGGACGUGGAGAGCUUCCACAGGGAGCAUUUCCUAGAAUUUAAAGCCCCUAAAUUUUAUGGACAGCCCUUAAAUUGUCUCAAGUUAUGGCGAGCAGUCAUCAAAUUAGGUGGCUAUGACGUGGUCACCUCGUCUAAGCUAUGGCGGCAAGUUGGAGAAUCCUUCCAUCCUCCGAAGACAUGCACGACAGUUUCUUGGACUUUCCGCAUUUUCUAUGAGAAGGCACUCUUGGAGUAUGAAAAGUUUUUAAGGCAACAUGGUCAACUUAACCUUCCUGGUUCAGUUUUCGGUCCAUCUUCUGGUGUUGAAAAGGAGGUGAUCAGCCAUCAAGGUUCAGGAUCAGGCAGGGCCCGAAGAGAUUCUGCAACUCGUGCUAUGCAGGGUUGGCAUGCUCAACGCCUUCUCGGAUCCGGGGAGGACAAGGGCUUAAACUCAACCCCGAAGCAGAAGAAUCUCAAAAGUAUUGGUGUGCAGAAACACAAAACACCAACUAGCAUGGACCUUGUUGUCUCACAUGAAGGAGACAAACAAUUAGUAGCUGAAGUUAUUGAUGUCGGACCGCCUGCUGACUGGGUGAAGAUAAAUGUCAGAGAAACCAAAGAUUGCUUUGAGAUAUAUGCCCUGGUUCCUGGUCUUCUUCGGGAGGAGGUCCGCGUUCAAUCAGAUCCUGCAGGACGGCUAGUUAUAACGGGUCAACCGGAGCAGCUCGAGAAUCCAUGGGGCAUCACACCAUUCAAAAAGAUUGUGAACUUACCGGCGAGAAUCGACCCGCUUCACACAUCUGCGGUGGUGAGCCUUCACGGGAGGCUGUUCAUACGAGUCCCGUUCGAGCAGUGACCGUUCACUGACCUGUUGAGCCUUGUUCCUUGUGUCCUCAGGUGAAGCUUGAUCUUCUGAUCCUGUUCUGUCCUACUAGGAAUUAGUUUGUGUCGGAACUAAAAUGUGUCUAGAGAUUUGAGCCUCGUGGACUUUGUAGUUGUCUGGUGAACUAUUUAGUUGUAGGAAACGUUAUGAUUCCGAUCUCCUUGUUGGAGAGAAGUUGAGAAUUAGGAGAAUGGAUGCUUUGGUGAAUUAAUUAAUUAUAAUUAGCCUUGUGGGUAUAAAAUGGGAAACUAUUCCAGUUCACUCA